UGAAUUUUUAUUGGCAGCUAGUUAUGCAAAUGGUUGGAGAUGGAAAUUUUUCUGUUUUCUCAGCUGAGCAGAAUAAUUAGUGGAUGGCUAAAGAUUCACAAUUUUCAGGGGGAAAAUCCCAUCUUGAAAUGGGAUCACUAGAAGGAAGAGCGGUACUUCAGCUUGAGGAUGAGAAUCUUGUGGACUCUAAGCAUAAUGAUAGGAGGACAUCUUCUAUGGAUGCCACUCCUCAAAUAUCCGUUUUUGAUACCGAUACAGAUGAUGUCAGUUGUAAAUGUAUGUGGAAUAGUAUACUAAGGCAGAUGCACAUAGUUUUGUUCUCCAAGAAGUUAAACCUACUUAUUCCGUGCGGUCCUUUAGCAAUGCUUGUUGAUACGCUAACUGAUCAUCAUGGAUGGAUCUUUUUUCUUAGCUUGUUAGGAAUCAUACCCCUUGCAGAGCGUUUAGGUUGGGCGACGGAGCAGCUGGCUUUCUAUACAGGGCCAACAGUUGGAGGACUUCUAAAUGCAACUUUUGGUAACGCAACAGAGCUAAUAAUAUCAAUGUAUGCACUGAGAAGGGGUAUGAUUCGUGUGGUUCAACAGUCAUUAUUAGGAUCAAUACUGUCGAAUACGUUACUAGUGCUUGGAUGUGCAUUUUUUGCCGGUGGAAUUGCUCAUUCCACUAAGGACCAGCUUUUUGACAAGGGAAAUGCAGUGAUGAAUUCAGGGUUGCUUCUGAUGGCAGUGAUGGGCCUACUGUUCCCUGCUGUCCUCCAUUUUACACACACCGAGUUGCAUUUUGGGAAGUCAGAACUGGCACUUUCCCGGUUUAGCAGCUGCGUAAUGCUUGUAGCAUAUGGUGCAUACCUGUUUUAUCAGCUGACUAGUCAGAAUAGUCUUUACAUGCCUCUUGCUGAGGAAGAGGGUGAGAAUGACGAGAGCCUAGAAGAGGAAGAAGCCCCCGAGAUAUCAAAAUGGGGGUCAAUUAUAUGGCUUUCGAUUUUGACACUAUGGAUCGCAGUCUUGUCAGAAUACCUGGUUAAUGCCAUAGAGGGGGCAUCAGUUGCUAUGAGUAUUCCUGUGGCAUUUAUAAGUGUCAUACUGCUCCCGAUUGUUGGAAAUGCAGCUGAACAUGCUGGUGCUGUCAUGUUUGCAGUCAAAGACAAGCUUGACAUCUCUUUGGGAGUGGCAAUAGGCUCAUCAACACAGAUUGCCAUGUUUGGGAUCCCCUUCUGCGUGGUGGUUGGAUGGAUUAUGGGUCGUCCUAUGGAUUUGAACUUCCAGUUGUUCGAAACGGCCACGCUUUUCAUGAGUGUCCUCGUAGUAGCAUUUAUGCUGCAGGACGGAACUUCCAAUUACUUUAAGGGACUGAUGCUCCUUCUCUGCUAUUUGAUAGUCGCUGCAAGCUUCUUUGUGCAUAUAGAUCCAGAGGCUAUACAGGACAAGCCCAAAAAAACAUAAUAGGUAACCCGUCGUGGUUUCAGAUCAUGUAGACCUGCUAAAGCUGAAGGGCAAUAAUACAAAUUAGAGUUGCAUAUAUAUAUAUAUAUAUAUAUAUAAAGACCCAUUUCUUCAAGUUUUGGCCACUCUGAGUUGUAUAUAUUAACAACAAUUCAUCUGUUGAUGAUGCUCAGAGUUCUGUAUUACUACCAUCUGUUCAGUUGAGAAGUAUAUGCUGUUUUCUCAGUUUUGUGUGGCAGCUGCUGAUUUAUAAAAAAAAUCGCCUCGAAAAUUGCUGGAUAGUAAAGAAA
This is a messenger RNA of Solanum verrucosum, 1732 nucleotides long. RefSeq names its product vacuolar cation/proton exchanger 5-like. Bases 84 to 1442 code for a protein of 452 amino acids. Gene Ontology annotation, molecular function: calcium:proton antiporter activity. Gene Ontology annotation, biological process: intracellular calcium ion homeostasis; calcium ion transmembrane transport. Lineage: Eukaryota; Viridiplantae; Streptophyta; Magnoliopsida; Solanales; Solanaceae. Gene Ontology annotation, cellular component: plant-type vacuole membrane. The record is from RefSeq and is a predicted model, not a curated record. The transcript is spliced from 12 exons.